AUGGCCCGAUGUGAGCUUCAGAAGGAUAAGGAGGAUAACUUGGUUGAGCAGAAGGGAACAAACUUCUUCCUUCCAAAUGGCGCAUUGAUACCUUGGGAUUCUAGUCGGCCGAUACAACAUGUUGUGGCUUCCUUUCAGCCCUCAAGGGCUACGUCUAGUCAGGCGGCACUGGACGCCUCUCCGAGUUUCAAGGUGGGGUGUGGUUCGCUUCAGCCCUGGUAUCCCCCGGCUGUAUCUUCGCAGACGUUUGCGGGAGCAUAUGAGUCCGACCCGGCUGUUUGGAAGAGACAUGAGGCUUCUAAGCCUUACAAGGCUCCUGCAACUCCUCCAGCGUCAGCUUGGCGGGUACCAAAGAAAGUGUCAGCCUGCUACUAA
Messenger RNA from Puccinia graminis f. sp. tritici CRL 75-36-700-3, 375 nucleotides. RefSeq lists its product as uncharacterized. NCBI's taxonomy places the organism in Eukaryota, Fungi, Basidiomycota, Pucciniomycetes, Pucciniales, Pucciniaceae. The transcript has a single exon. The record is from RefSeq and is a predicted model, not a curated record. The coding region runs from base 1 to 375 and encodes 124 amino acids.